Molecule: messenger RNA, 1947 nt
Organism: Scophthalmus maximus (turbot)
Lineage: Eukaryota; Metazoa; Chordata; Actinopteri; Pleuronectiformes; Scophthalmidae
Product: protein CFAP210-like
Exons: 10
Coding region: 117-1559 (480 amino acids)
Source: RefSeq, a predicted model, not a curated record
UAAAUAUCUAUUACAGAAAUAACAUCUGAGGUUCAGCUCAGUCGAGAGCGAGAGGAUCCAGUAAAAGUGGAGAUCGAAGGCUCCGCCAUAUUAUCUCAGCAGAGGAACCCGGCAGGAUGUUCCAGGCACCUGAUCUCCGGCAUGUCACGGUGUUGACCAAGGCUCAGUGGCUGCGUGUUCAAGAUGAACUGAACCAGGUUGAUGAAGAAAAGGAGCGUUUGAGAGAGGUGGCGAACCAGAGACUAGCUCUGAGCCUGAAGUCAAAAGAGGUGGUGAAACUCUGGGCCAAUACCAUCACUGGUCAAAGGGAAAAGAAGCUGGAAGCAAAGAAAAUCCGUGAAGAGCUUGAGGAGGAGAAGAGGAAACAGAUUGAUGUAGAAGAGGCCCAAUUCAAGGAACAACAGCGUAAAGAGGCGAUUGAAAAAGCCAAGACUCAACUGUAUUAUCAAACCGACCGUGUCAGAGGAUUUCAUAGUGCACUCAUGCUGACAGAAGUGUUGAAGGAGAGGGAGGCUCAGAUCGAACUGAAGAAAAGAAUAAACAGUGCCUCUAAAGAUGUGGACCAAGAAUUCAGGGAUAUGGGAAAGACCAGAGGGGAUGAAGCUCUGAGACGGGAGCAAGAGAAAGCACUCCAGAAAAAGCUGGAGAGACUGGCUGCUGCAGAGGACGUGAAAAAACAGAUCAAAGAAAAGGAGUUGACGAGAGAGCGACAAAAGACAGAGCACAAGAAAGUCGAAGAGGAAAUCCUACGCCUUGGAGAACUCUAUCAGUGGGAGCUGAGAGAGAAGGAAGAGAGACGAGCAGAACAGAAGACGAGCCUAAUGCAAGCUCACCUGGAACAUGUGACCAAUAGAGACCUCAUAAGAGCAGCAGAGGCACAAAAACACGAGGCCAAAGGGGAGCAAGGGAAACCGUUUCCUCGUCUUCCUUCAUUUUCUGUUUCGCAGAGACAAAAAGAGUUCAGAGAGGCCCUGAAUCGCAGAGAGAGGAUCAUGAACGAAAUGACAAUCGAGCAUCAGGAGCAAACGGUCAGCGAGGAGCAGAGGAUCGCUCAGGCUGUUGCUGAACAGGAUGCAAGAUGGGAGCGGCAGCGGAGGGAGGAGGAGGAGAGGAGGGCUGCAAUGUUGAAGACGAUCACUGCACACAGACAACUGAUGAGACAGAAAAAGGAGCAGAUGGACAAAGAAGUGCAACAGAGAGACAGAGACGUGCAUCAGGCCAAUAAGGAGGCCGACAGAUCAUUUACUGAGACACAACAGCUGAAGGCUCAGAGGACCAGGGAAGAUCUAACCAAAAUACGAGACUUCAAUGUCACACAAAAGGAGGCAAAAUAUGCCAGGGAUCAUCAGCUGAGAAGAGGGGAUCAUGAGCUUGAGGCAAAGAACAGAGACCUUGUGGAUGGAGAGGAAAUGCAGUUUCAACAGUAUUCACAGCACGUGAUCAGCGCAGCGGCACAGACUCAGCGGAACGUCGUUCCACUUUGCAAAGCAGCGAGGGAAGGGGUCGGAAUAGGGCUCGGCCCCAUUAUUAGUGGAGUCAGGCCUAGCUACCUUGUUUAAGACCAUAGUGGUGCUCAGAUGCCAAAAAUACGUCUCUUCAUGAGGAAGUACAUAUUCAAAGCAAAGAGGCGACUAGGGUUCACGUGGUAGAAGCUCAUCAGAGUUUGCAAGUGGAGUCAUAUGACUUUCACCCAGUGACCUAAAGGUGUUACAGGAGACAUAUUAGGCUUUUUACCAUUUUUUCCCUUUCCUUAAGUUGCCUCUUAGCAAAGUGGUUGGAGUGAUUUUAAGUUGGGCUUUUGUUGGGAAGGGCCCAAAUGGAAGGAGAAAGUAGAUGAGCUUUUGUGGAUUUGGUGGUGAAAAAUGAAGUUGUUCCGUCAGACUACAGUCUGUGUUUUUAUUUUCUUAGAUGAUUCAGGACCUGCGCAACAAUAAACCCUCUUCAGCG